UACCCUCGCCUCUUCUGUUCUUUUUUUUGGUCUACAAAUACCCUUCCGCCCUCUUGCUUUCUAUCGGCUGUGUGGCUUCGGUUUCUCUUCUGAAGGGACAAGCAGCGACCACUUCGAUUCCCGAAUCGUACUCUCAAUCGCUUCUUGAAUCUUCUUAACAUGGAACGCAUCGUUGGCGGCAAGUACAAGCUCGGCCGCAAGAUCGGAAGUGGAUCCUUCGGCGAAAUCUACCUCGCGACGCAUAUUGACACCUUCGAGAUCGUCGCCGUCAAGAUCGAGAAUAGUAAAACGAAGCAUCCGCAACUUCUGUACGAGGCAAAGCUGUACAAUAUUCUUCAAGGAGGAAGUGGAAUUCCCAACAUAAAAUGGUCUGGCAUAGACGGGGAGGAAAAUGUGCUUGUUCUUGACUUGCUUGGGCCGAGUCUUGAAGAUCUUUUUGUGUAUUGUGGAAGGAAGUUUUCAUUGAAGACAGUGUUAAUGUUGGCUGAUCAAAUGAUCACUAGGAUAGAAUAUGUGCAUUCUAAAGGAUUUUUGCAUAGGGAUAUUAAACCCGAUAACUUUCUCAUGGGACUUGGUCGGAAGGCCAACCAGGUAUACAUUAUUGAUUUUGGGCUUGCAAAACGAUACCGGGAUUCCACUACCAAUCGCCACAUCCCUUACAGGGAGAACAAAAACUUAACAGGCACAGCCCGGUAUGCAAGUUGUAAUACUCAUCUUGGGAUUGAGCAAAGUCGGCGGGAUGAUUUGGAAUCUCUAGGAUACGUACUACUGUAUUUCCUCAGAGGAAGCCUUCCUUGGCAAGGUCUAAAGGCUGCUACGAAGAAACAAAAGUAUGAUAAAAUAUGUCAGAAGAAAGUUUCAACUCCUAUUGAGGUACUUUGCAGAAAUCAACCCGUAGAGUUUGCUUCGUACUUCCAUUACUGCCACUCUUUGACAUUUGAUCAGCGACCUGAUUAUGGAUUCUUAAAGCGCCUAUUUCGGGACCUAUUUGCUCGAGAAGAUUACGAAUUUGAUUACGUUUUUGAUUGGACCAUUUUAAAGUACCAGCAAUCUCAAAAGAGUGCAGUGCUCCCUCCGCUAUCUCCAGUCCCAGGAGCAAGUAACAGUCGAGCAAUUCCAAUGGAUACUGACAAUCAUCAAGGGCAUGUUAAGGAGCGUAAUAGAGCAGGCGAUGCUACUGGUUCCGGUGUUAAAAUCCAGUUUAAAUCACCAGGGGGUAAAAAUGUGAGCUAUGAGAAUCCACAUGACAAAAAUAUUUAUGGAGAAGCAAAUAUACCCGCUGCUUCAUCCUCUCCUGCUGGUACUUCUAAAAGGAACUCCUUGAAGCAAUCUUUGUCUGCUGAAGCAUCCAACCCUGGACACGGGCAAGGCAGUAAAAUUGGCCCUUCAAGUAGCUGGAUGUCAUCUCUGCAGCACAUGUCUUCUGCUAAAUGAAUGCCAAAUAUGAUAUGCAGCUUUAAAGAAGAUUCUAUGCAUCUUUUCUCAAGUGCUUGGUCAAGAAUAUUGAAGUGCAUUCCUGGAGACUGCAGAUGUGCUAGAAAGUUGACAGAUUGCAUAGCUCCUAUUUUGAGGCCAUUUAGUUUGCUUCUUUCCUGAGGUGACUACAAAUGAUUGUGCGGUAUUAAACAGACUUCCCAGGCUUGGCCCCUGUGCUGUACAUAGAUGUCAAAUUUGGCACACAGCAAUAUUGUGUAUUAAUGUUUUCAUGUAAAAUUAAUGUGUGAAGUAGCCGAGUUACUCCAUUAUGUUACUUGAUGAUAAUUAUCCUUGCGCCAUAUAACAUGUGGCAACAGAGUUUGUUUUAAAACUUGAAAAUUGUUUGUCAAUAUUAUAAAUUCCAAAUGUAUUUUCUGUUUCUUUUA
This is a messenger RNA of Vigna unguiculata (cowpea), 1862 nucleotides long. Its product is annotated as casein kinase 1-like protein 3. Gene Ontology annotation, biological process: protein phosphorylation. The record is from RefSeq and is a predicted model, not a curated record. NCBI's taxonomy places the organism in Eukaryota, Viridiplantae, Streptophyta, Magnoliopsida, Fabales, Fabaceae. Gene Ontology annotation, molecular function: ATP binding; protein kinase activity.